AAACAGAAACUACUCCCUCUAUUGCUGAGAUGGGCAACCUUGUCGAACAACCGGACUUACCACAAGAACACCCUACCGUCGAGGUACAACAAAAUGUUUCUGUAGAAGAAAUACCCUCAUGUGCUCGAACCUCUCCUGCUCCUGAGACGGAUGCAGUGAAUGUUGAGGAACAGGGUGAAGGUCAAGGUAUUGGACCCAGCAGUCCUCAGGGAUCGAGUCAGAGAAGUUCAUCUGAAGAACACUUUUCCGAUGAAGAGGCCAUACAAGAGGCUGAAGCUGGAGGUUCAGACAUUUUCCCAGCGUCUUCGACAUCUAAGCUUUCCGCUAGCAUAGGGAUCGCAGAGGAUACAUUUCAUUCAAAUGCAAGACGAAGACCCUGCUACAGCCCUUCGACUCCUGCUGAACACCAGUCAAGCCAACACCUCAAGUGA
Messenger RNA from Glycine soja, 431 nucleotides. RefSeq lists its product as uncharacterized. Lineage: Eukaryota; Viridiplantae; Streptophyta; Magnoliopsida; Fabales; Fabaceae. The coding region runs from base 30 to 431 and encodes 133 amino acids. The transcript is spliced from 2 exons. The record is from RefSeq and is a predicted model, not a curated record.